Messenger RNA from Zea mays, 5088 nucleotides. Its product is annotated as pre-mRNA-processing protein 40A. The transcript has 30 exons. Gene Ontology annotation, biological process: mRNA cis splicing, via spliceosome. Gene Ontology annotation, cellular component: U2-type prespliceosome; U1 snRNP. The record is from RefSeq and is a predicted model, not a curated record. Lineage: Eukaryota; Viridiplantae; Streptophyta; Magnoliopsida; Poales; Poaceae. Bases 458 to 3442 code for a protein of 994 amino acids. Gene Ontology annotation, molecular function: protein binding; RNA binding.
AGCAGUUUUUGGUGGCUAGGUGAUUAAAAAAAUACGAGGAAACAAACAGGGUUCGUCACAUCGCUUGCGCCUCUCUCUCUCGGGGACAACUGCUUCACCCCUGCCGCCGCCCUACGCUUGGUGCCUAGGUCUUCAUCGGAUCGUUCACCGGGCACAAGCAUCACCCAGCAGGGUUUCUUGCCCUAUCUGUUUAAGACUGGGAUCGCUUCUCCCCCGCCGACCAAGCCGUGCCUCCCCUGUUGCCGGCGUCGCCCCUCCCCCACCAGUGAAACUCGCGGUCUCUCUCCACCGCACGCACCUCGUGUAGUUGUCGCCGCGUGCACCCCCUGUAGCCCCGGCGUUGGGUCCUACUGCUCCAUCCGGUUUGCUUCCGGCAACAAGAUCAACAACAAGCGAGCGAGCUGUGAUCUCUGGAGGUGCUCUUCCUACUCUUUGCUGGUAUUUUGAUGGUGGCUUGAUGGCCAGUAAUAUGCAGGCUUCUGGGCUGCCUCAGCCUCCCAGACCUCCCAUGAUGGGUUCUAGCGCUCAGCCACAAAAUCUUGGACCACCAAUGCCUAUGCAGUUUAGGCCAGUGAUUCCUUCGCAGCCUCCUCCUCAGUUCGUGCCACCAGCAGCACAACAGUUCCGUUCUGUUGGUGAGCCUAUGCCGGGGGCUAACGUUGGCAUGCCAGGGCAAAUGCCACAUUUUCCACAACCUGGGCAGCACAUGCCUCACUCAAAUCAAGUUCCACCUGUAUCACAAGGGGUUCCCAUGGUAUAUCAGCCAGCUAGACCAAUGUCAUCAGCACCUAUGCAACCACAGCAACAAGCUGCGUAUGCUGGGGGCCAUUUGCUCACCAUGGGUGCUCCUAUGCAACCCCUGACCUAUACAUAUCAACCAACAUCGAUCCCUCCUGUAGUGCAACCCUGGAGUACAGGCCCAGGACAGAGUGUAACUCAUGUGCCUCCUCUAGUGCAGUCUGGGCACCAGCAGGUGUCAGCUCCAACGACUUUGCCUCCUGUCAACUUGUCUGAACCUAGCUCUUCAGAUUGGCAGGAGCACACUGCAGCCGAGGGAAAAAAGUACUACUAUAAUAAGAAGACAAGGCAAUCAAGUUGGGAGAAACCAGUUGAGUUGAUGACACCUUUGGAGAGGGCUGAUGCCUCAACUGAAUGGAAAGAAUUUACUACACCAGAAGGACGGAAGUACUAUUUCAACAAAGUGACCAAGCAAUCAAAAUGGACUAUUCCUGACGAGUUAAAGGUUGCACGUGAAUUGGCAGAGAAGGCAUCAAAUCAACAACCUGAUCAAGAAUCAGGAAUAGCUACUAGUGCUCUUGUCAGAUCUGCUGCCUUUGAACCUUCUACUGCACCUGCUAAUCAGUCGUCAUCUGCUGUUGGUAUAAUUGCUUCCAGCACACAUGAUGGGUCAUCAAACUCUGUUCUUUCUGGUGCUCCCCUGCCGCACAAUGUGGAGAAUACUUCCAGUUCUAUUGUUGGCAUGCAAAAUGGUGGUUCGAGUACUGCUGUUGUUCCUGUUGCAGCAAGCACAGAAGUUCCAUUAGUUGCAACAGAUGCAGGGUCCAGCAGAAACAACGAUGAAAAUUCAUCUCUGACCACUGGGGCUGACGCAGAGGAUGGUACAUCGGCUGAAGAUUUGGAGGAGGCCAAAAAGACCAUGCCAGUUGCAGGGAAGAUUAAUGUCACUCCAGUGGAGGAGAAAACAAGUGAAGAAGAACCUGUAGUCUAUGCCACUAAGAUGGAAGCAAAAAAUGCGUUCAAGUCCCUGCUUGAGUCGGUAAAUGUGGAGUCUGAUUGGACAUGGGAUCAGACUAUGAGAGUCAUCAUAAAUGACAAAAGAUAUGGUGCUUUGAAAACUCUUGGAGAGAGAAAGCAAGCUUUCAAUGAGUACUUGAACCAGCGCAAAAAGUUUGAAGCCGAAGAAAAACGUAUCAAACAGAGGAAAGCACGUGAUGAUUUCCUUGCAAUGUUGGAAGAACGCAAGGAGCUUACAUCAUCAACAAGAUGGAGCAAAGCAAUACUUAUGUUUGAAGAUGAUGAAAGAUUCAAAGCAGUUGAACGUCCAAGGGAGCGUGAAGAUUUAUUUGAGAACUAUCUUGUGGAACUGCAUAAGAAGGAAAAAGCCAAGGCUGCUGAAGAACACAAAAGAUAUGUAGCAGAAUACAGAGCUUUUCUAGAAUCAUGUGACUUCAUCAAGGCAAGUACUCAGUGGAGAAAAGUUCAGGAACGUCUGGAGGACGAUGAACGUUAUUCCCGACUUGAGAAGUUUGAUCGGUUGGAUAUUUUUCAAGAGUACAUUCGACACCUAGAGAAAGAAGAGGAAGAGCAGAAGCGGGUACAAAAGGAUCAAGUGAGAAGACAAGAGAGGAAAAACCGUGAUGGGUUUCGUAAAAUGCUGGAAGAACAUGUUGCUGAUGGCACACUUAAUGCAAGAACUCGGUGGCGUGAUUACUGUGCACAGAUAAAAGAUUCACAGUCCUACUUGGCUGUAGCGUCAAACACAUCUGGCUCUACACCGAAAGAGUUAUUUGAUGACGUGAUCGAGGAACUUGACAAACAGUAUCAAGAAGACAAGACCCAAAUUAAAGAAGUGGUGAAAUCUGGAAAGAUUCCUAUGACAACAUCAUGGACAUUAGAGGAAUUCCAAACUGCUAUUCUGGAGGAUGAUGCUCUUAAAGGAAUAUCAACCAUCAACAUCAAGCUUAUCUAUGAUGAUCAGCUUGAAAGGCUCAAGGAAAAAGAGCAAAAGGAGGCUAAGAAGCGCCAGCGUUUGGGUGAAAAUUUUUCAGAUCUUUUGUAUUCCAUCAAGGAAAUAUCAGCUUCUUCAACAUGGGAUGAUUCUAAACAGCUUUUCGAGGAUAGCCAAGAGUUCAGGGCCUUGGACAGUGAGACUUAUGCUAGAGAGCUUUUUGAAGAGUGCGUUGUCCACCUGAAAGAAAGGUUAAAAGAGAAAGAACGUUUGAGGGAGGAAGAAAAGGCAAAAAGAGAGAAAGAGCGUGAGGAGAAAGAGAAGAAGAAAGAGAAAGAGAAAGAAAGGAAGGAGAAAGAACGCAAAGAAAAAGAAAGAGACCACCGGGAGGAGAGAGAAAAGGAGAAAGGGAAGGAUCGAUCAAGGAGAGAUGAAAUGGAGUUUGAUGGUGCUGAUUUGAACACCCAUGGUACAAAAGAUAAGAAAAGAGAUAAAGAAAAAGAAAAGAAACAUAAGAGACGUCACCAUGACACAGAUGAUGUAAGCUCUGAGAGGGAUGAUAAAGACGAUGCUAAGAAGUCUCGGAGGCAUAGCAGCAGUGAUCGCAAGAAAUCUAGGAAGCAUGCACAUGGCUCAGAUUCAGAUAGUGAAAACCGGCACAAAAGACAUAAAAAGGACCGAGAUAGUAGUAGAAGAAAUGGAGCACAUGAGCUGGAAGAUGGUGAACUUGGAGAGGAUGGGGAGAUCUAUUAGUCUUUCUGUUUGCUACCGAGAUUGUCAGUAAUUACUUCCCCUUGUCAUGUUCUCCAUUGCUCUUAUUUUUCUUACUUUUGACUUUUUAUUAGUGCUUUGGCGUAACAAUCACUAGUGUUAUAGUUAUUUAGUUCCAUACAUUCUGAAAUAUUUCCUUAAAUAUCUACAUUUCUUCAAUACCAAUUGUCGUUUAUUUCCUUUUUUGCAUAAUCAAUGUGUGGAUUCUAGGGUAGUUGCACAUAUUAUUCUCUGGAAAGCGAAAGGGCCUCUAGCCUAGUGGUUAAGGCUUCGGAGUAGCACCACCAAGUCCCGGGCUUGAUUCCCCUCGGGGGCGGAAUUUCGGGCUUGGUUAAAAAAUCCCCUCGAUGUGCCUCAUUCGCUCUCGGGUUACGAUGUCCUGUGCGCCAUUGUUUCGGUUGACGCCGGUCCGUUAGUAAUUUGAGGCCAGGGUUCGGGGAUUUUCUCGGCUGGGACUAUUGUUUCGGUCUCUUCUUAAUGUUAUACCGGGAGGGUGGUCAUUCCCUCCUCGGUCGAGUUAUUAUUCUCUGGAAAAGGUGCAACACUUCAACCAUGUGGUUUGCUUCAUGUGGAUGUCCUGGUUUGGGUAGGUGUGACUUGUGAGUAGUAAAACUUUUAUCUGGGUGUUGGAAUUGUAGCCAUGUACAUUAUGAAAAUAUUUUCUUGCCUUCCUAGACACUUUAUCUUUGCCUUCUCUUUUUUUUCCUUUGUACUUCACUGUGUAGGUUUGUUAUUUUGGCACAUCAGUACAUGGGAGGUGAAAAGUUAGUGUGCCUUAAUUAUCCUUUAGAACUUUGGCUGGACAUGCAACUUUAGAUAGCCAUAACCGCAAGCUGUCUUGUCCUAUUCUCAGAAAAAUAAAUAAACAAAACCGUUGAUUUAUUUAUAUUUUUCCAACUAUAUAUGCUAUUUAUGUCCUGAUGAAGUUUAUUACUGACAUUUGACUGAACCAUCAGCUACUUGUAGCAUUCAUCUCCAGUCUUGUUACACAUGGAUUUAUUGCCAUCUCUUGCCUGUUGAGUUGCGCACUUGGGCUGAAGCCUACCAGCUGGAUUUUUGCUCUGCCGCACCUGUGAUGCUACUGCUGGGGGGCAAUGGAUAUAGCAAUAACACCAGCUACUGCUGGGGGGCAAUGGAUGUAGCAAUAACACCAGCCCAUGCUUGACACCUUUCUUUGGUCCUUCUGGCAGCUGACCAGGCUAAAUUUUCAUUUCCUUCAAAGUCCAUGGUGCUGUCUGUGCUGAGGUAACAGAUUGCUCAGUUUGCAACGAGUUUCUUUGUGAGUGAUGUGCUUUUGGGAGAGCAUGGAGUGUUUGAUUUGUCGCUAAUGUCAUGUUAAGGCUUGUUCAUUGUACUAGGAUUUAGUUAUCUAUGGAAAUUUGUCAAGGAUUGCUGGGCUUGAAGAUUCAGCGUGUUUGUAUUAUGGUUUUCAUUUACUAGCUUAUCCAGGUCUGCUCUUAAACCCGUAGGGCUUUGUACCCAGAAAAGUACUGGCUGCUUUCAGACGCAGGCAUCCUGUUGGGGAGAGUUGGCAGCGUAUCAUCAUUUUAUUAGCAUUCUAGCGUCCUGACUCGCGAAUUGUUCUCACCCAACACUUUGUCCUUGAAGUUGUACUUGACGGAUUGUUA